AUGCACAUCCCUUGUCGCACACGUAUCGUCGCGCGAUGCGACGCGCCCACUCGACAAGUGGUUACCACGCUAUAUGGCAUAAACAGGCCACUUUCUGCUCUGGCGAUGGAAGAACGCUACCGCUCGGUCUCCAUUGGGGAUCUCCACGAUCGAGAAACAAUCUUGGCGGUACGGCGGCUCAAGUACGUACCCUAUCCUAAACACUAUAUCUUGUACAAACCACCAUCUCCCACUUUUAGUGACCAGACUCGGGCAAGAUAUGUCCGCGUCCUCAAUUUACACCCUGCUACUUUGGCGGCUCUUCUAUCACUCAACAAACGGAAAUACUGGGUGAAAAAAACCUUGAAAACGCUUGGGAUGUUGCCUAGGCGCCAGACAGCAUUCAUCAUAAAGCCCAAAAGCGUUCUGACUAUCAUCAGUAACCUAUCCCUUGUAACCUCGUUGACACUUGACUGUGAAAUCUCUACUGUCCAUCCUACACUGAAAUCUUACAAAAAGUCAUUGCCUUUUAUCGCUGCCGGAUGGGCUUCGUUUGGCCAAAAUUUGCGGUUCCUCCACCUCAAAGUUCCUCUGUAUGCUAUCCAAGAGACCAUCGGCUCUGCGAAACUACCCAACUUGCAAGGCCUCUCACUCGACUUCGCGCUAUGGGAUUGUGCUAUGCCUGGCUCUCAACAAGUUAUUGUCAAUUUCAUUCAUAAUCAUGCCGAUUCCUUGCGAUUCCUUGACAUCUCUAUGUAUCGCGAUCUGUUCCAAAUGCUACAAGAUGUUCGGAUCCCCCUGCUUGACAGCUUUAAAUUCUAUCAAUAUGAACAAAUCGACACAGUUGCGUUCCAGCUCUUCCUCUCGGCACACUCCAGGACUUUGAAAACACUCGACCUGCGAUUACACACAUAUAAUUCUGACAUCCCCCACGAAAAUUGGUUCAUAAUCCGUAUAACUUUGCCAAAACUACAAAGUCUGGCCGUAAAGUUUUGGUCGCGCUCUGAUUACCAUCUCCAGGGCGCGAUGGAUCAUGUCGUCCAAUAUAGCCACACGCUGGUUUCCUUGGACGUAACAAUGGCUCCUUAUUCCUACAACCAAAUUCACGGACUGGCCACCCAAUUUUCGGCACAGGGUCUUCUUCGGAAAUUGGGUUUGACAACAAAGACCUUGAUCCCCAAGCUCCUGAUUCUACUAUCGAGUAAACUUCCUUUCCUAGAAAAUCUCACCCUCGAAUUCUAUGGACUAGCUGCUCAGGAGGGUCCAGUAACAGUGGUGGUAGGUCAUUACGCCGAGGAAAUGAAGGUAGUCUUUGUUCUCAUUCCGCGAUGCAUUAACGAAUCUGUUUCCGUUACUAGUUCUGCAGGGAAAUGGGCAGAGUUUCCUUUCACGAGUGGAAAGUACGCAAUUUGGCUCUCAGCUCCAUAA
This is a messenger RNA of Laccaria bicolor S238N-H82, 1407 nucleotides long. RefSeq lists its product as uncharacterized. The record is from RefSeq and is a predicted model, not a curated record. The transcript is spliced from 2 exons. Lineage: Eukaryota; Fungi; Basidiomycota; Agaricomycetes; Agaricales; Hydnangiaceae. Bases 1 to 1407 code for a protein of 468 amino acids.